AGUACCUACUUAAACAUUGAGAUUUUAGUAAAAUAUUUAUGCUUUGACUUAUGAACGAAUUAAAUAUCAAACAAUUUCCUGUAACAGACAAUGGCCAUAGAUCACGUAUUUUUUUUUUUAUGAAAAUGAAAAACAUCUUAAAUAUAUGAAAGAGGACACUUUACUUUUACAGUAAAAAUCAGUUAUAAAUUACUUAUAACCUAAAAAUACCUGUUGUAGAAAUUUAUAGAUAGUAAUAAUAAUAUAUUAAUCAUUUUUUAAUCUUUUUUUGUUUAUUUUUAGUUGAAAUUCAGUUAACAUAGGUAUAAGUGCCAUAACAUCGAUAUUCCAUGUUAUAAAACGUAUCUCAUAUCAUAUAUUACUGAACUCCUGUACAUUAUUAAUACAUUAAGCGUAGGCAAUAUAUAUUUUUAAAGAUUUUGAUUUGAGUCUGUAUAGGUUUAUGAAUUAUGACACGUGUGUUUAUUGUCUAUGAUGUCCAAAGUUAAUUGACUGCUGCAAUAAAUAAAUAGUACAAUAAUUUUAGUUAUAAUCCUGAAGUUUUAAUAAGUUUCCCAUUUUAAAGGCAUUUUAAUUGAGCUCUUCACUUAUUAUAAUAAGUGUACCUAUAGGUACAGUAUGUCUUUUUUACUACAUUGAUAUUUUUUUUAAUUUUCUAAUGUAAUAAAUAUAAUACUUUCUAUUCUAAACCAUAAUUUAACGUCUAUACAUAUUAACAAUACCAAGAAAUAAGCUUAACUUUAAUAUGCAGUGACAUGUGCAUUUUUCUAUGACCAAAACAUUACAUUUUUAUAAACGUUAAUAUAUUAGGUACGUUUAUUACAUGAAAUAAUAAAUGCUAUUAAUUAUAAUUCAGACAUUAAAAAUAUAAAGUAUAAUAUGAUCAUCGUUAUAAUUAACGUGUGAAUGUUUUGUUUUCUAUAGACCUUGAUUUAAAUAUAGUAGAUAUACUUACUAGAUAUAUUAACUUUCGCUAAUAUAAUAUAUAAUACAAUAUAUAUAUAUUAUAUACCUAUAGAUACUAAUUUAUUAUAAUAUGUACAUGUAGCCAUGCCGUAUUAGUAUAACACUGUAGAUUGAACCAAAAGUAUCGCAUAUGUUAGUACUUAGUAAGUAAUUAUGAAAAUAUUAUUUCAUAUGAUAUUACUUGUUGUUAAUCAAUACUGAUCAAUAGCUGGUUGAAUAGGUCGUGGUAUAAAUAGUUUAAAAUUUAACCUAAAUAUUUUUGUAAACUUCAUUGUGUGUAUAAAAAAUAUUUAUACACAUAGUAAUAUUAUACUUACCUAAUGGUGAAAAGUUCAAUCACACCAAAAUAACUAAAACCGCUGAAUAAUCAGUUCGUCAUGUUUGAAGUUCAAACACUUAUAAUAUGUUAAUGGGAUAAACACUAAACUUUUUUUUUAAUUCUUCUCAUUCUCCUUUAUUAUUUUUGAUAUUAUAUUCCCGUUUUUGAUUAUUAUAUUUUUAGAUUUUUCCAAUUACUAUGGAAUUAACUGGAAAUAGUCUGUUUAAAGCCAGUAUUCUUCAAUACCAAGUAGAUUCAAUUUGGUAAAAGAAACCACUCUCAAAGUUGAUGAUCGAAUCAUUGAUUGAAUAGGUAUACUGUUAAAAAAAAACCGACAUAAAAAUUUAAAAAAAUGUAAUGUAAUAACUCAAGAAUCAUUAUAAAACUAAUUUUAAAUUUAUUUAGAUACUGGCAUUUAGUACGAACGGUGUCGGUGAUAUUAUAAUUUGCGAUUAGUUUAUGUGUAAAGAAUGUCAUAAAAAAACUCGUAAGGUAACUUAGAUUCUAGUAUCAGUUGGAUAAGAAACGAUUCCGCAUUUUACUUAUGAUGAAGGACUAUAAUAACGAUGUGCAUUAAUAUAUUAUUUACUCAUUAUUUCGUUUUUUUUUUAAUUUCUCGUAAGCCAUCUAAGGGACUUAAUAUUCAAAAAACAUUAAUUAUAGCUGACAUUGAAACACAUUUGUGGAUUAAGAGUCACGUGGUUUAUCCUCGGAACCGCCCCUCUUCUUAGAGAUUUUAGUAUAGAGCGUGAUUCGCCAAGUAUGCUCCAUCCCUUUUUUCUUCUUACCUAAAAAUGAAAUUAUUCAAAUCCUGGUUUUGGGAACUUUUAAUUAUACUUAAGGGCCAUAUUUUUAAAUACAUAUAGAUUUGUCUUUUAUCAUGGGGUAGUAUCCCUUUUUGCCUCUAAAUUGUUAAUUGAACUUUUAAAAACGUUGAUGGGUCUUAUCGAUAAACGAACGAGUGGCUUUGUGUUCUAAAGUCCAUGAUAAGGUCGUAAUGGAUUUUGACGAUAUGGGAGCUACGAUGAUUUCUCAAAAAGCUUAUUAAUUGAUAAAGUUCAUCAACAUAUUAUAGUUAAUACUAAAGUACUAAUAACUUAGAAACUGCAUGUUCGACAUAUUUUGAUUUAGAAAGGUACAUAACGCUACUGUCACUGCAAUACCACGUAAAUAACAUUUUUUUUGAAAAUGACAUUUUGGUAUCACUGUAUAGAUUAUAAUUUUCUCUAUCACUUUUAUUAUGUACCAUGAGUCCAUUAUAUUGUUUUUUCCCGCUCAAAUUAAAGGUUUUGUGAUACCACGUAUUACAUUUUGAUUUUGAUAACACGUAUCUACCAUAAUGAACAUUAUAAUAAUAUUAUUCAACAUAAACGCUGGUGGAGCUAGACUGCUAGUCUUAAGACAGUUCAGCACUAAUAAUAUUGAACGUCUUACUAUACAGCAUUAUACAUCAUGACAUCAAAAAGAAGAAUUAAACACCUAUUGGAGCUUGCUAAUGAAGCUAGUAAUAAAGAUGACGCUAUGAACAACAUUACAUAUAAAAAAAAAAGUAAGACAAAUAUUACCAAUUUCUCUAAUAAGAAACCAAAAUAUGAAACUAAUUUAAUAGCCAAUUCAACUAUUUCAAAAACAAAAUAUGAAGUUUUAACAGAAGAUUCCUUAAAGGAUAUUGAAUUCAUUUAUGAGAAUGUUGUAACUUCUAUAAAUGAACCAGAUAAUAUUUAUAAUGAAAAUAAUUUAAAUGUUCCUAAUAAUACUGCACCAACUAUUGAAAAUCAAGUUGAUGAUAGUAUUUAUAACAAGACUGACUGUAUAAUUAAUUUUGAAACUGAUAAUUCUGAAUUUAAUAAUUAUGAAGAUUGCUUAAAGGAUAAUAUUGAAUUAACUUAUGAACAUGUAGAAGUUGUAACUUCCAUUGAUGUACCAGGUAAUAUUUCUAAUGAAAAUAAUUUAAAUGUUCCUAGGAAAAAUCCAUCACCCUAUGAAUCCCACUCUGUUAACUAUUCAGAUUUCUAUGACUACAAAAAAUUGAAUUAUUAUAAGUCUAUCCGACCUGGGCGAUCAAAGGGUGACCCUGAAGUUCGAAAUAUAAGAGCUCUUAAAUAUGAUCCCACAACCAAAAAAAUAUAUUACAAAAUAAAUUUUGAACAUGAAUAUACAGAAUUACCCCAGUACCAUCGAACAAAAAAAACUAUAGAUCUGUCCAUCAACACACCUUGUUUGUAUAAUAGCAGAAUUCCUAUUACUCUGUCCAAGUGGAAUGAUCUCCAAAAAUUAAAAACGGUUCUACCAACUGAUGUCCACGAUUAUUAUGACAAUAUACCUCACUUAAAGACUUAUAAAGAAAGAAAAUGUGAUAAAAUUUAGUUAUUAUGUUUUUUUUUUUUUUUAUAAUUAUUAUUAUG
This is a messenger RNA of Myzus persicae (green peach aphid), 3690 nucleotides long. RefSeq lists its product as uncharacterized. The transcript is spliced from 2 exons. Lineage: Eukaryota; Metazoa; Arthropoda; Insecta; Hemiptera; Aphididae. Bases 2738 to 3652 code for a protein of 304 amino acids. The record is from RefSeq and is a predicted model, not a curated record.